Messenger RNA from Verticillium alfalfae VaMs.102, 468 nucleotides. Its product is annotated as mediator of RNA polymerase II transcription subunit 10. The record is from RefSeq and is a predicted model, not a curated record. Gene Ontology annotation, biological process: regulation of transcription by RNA polymerase II. The coding region runs from base 1 to 468 and encodes 155 amino acids. The transcript has a single exon. Gene Ontology annotation, molecular function: transcription coregulator activity. Lineage: Eukaryota; Fungi; Ascomycota; Sordariomycetes; Glomerellales; Plectosphaerellaceae. Gene Ontology annotation, cellular component: mediator complex.
AUGCUCCAGAUCACCAUGUACACGACGACACCAACACACUCGUCCCACACGGCCCUCACCUCGUCGCUCCAAACGCUCUCCGCCUCCCUGCAGGCCGUCCACACGACCGCCGUCGCCGGCGCCCCGCCGACCCCGGACGGCGUGCCGCCCAACGCCCAGGACCAGCUCGGCAUGCCGCCCGGCGUGCCGCUCCACGACCCGGCCCGCCACGUCACGCCGGGCACGCUGCCCAACAUUCCGCCCGAGCUCGUGCAGUACGUCGAGAACGGGCGCAACCCGGACAUUUACACGCGCGAGUUUGUCGAGCUCGUGCGGCGGGGCAACCAGCUCAUGCGGGGCAAGAUGGGCGCGUUUGCGCAGUUGAGGGACGUGCUCGCUGGGGAGAUGAGGAGCGCCAUGCCCGAGGUGGCCGAGGAUGUCGCGAGGGUUGUGGAGAUGACGAGUCCCGUCAAGAGGGAGGGUGCUUGA